CUACUCCGUGCCAUUAUAAUAAAUUACCCAACCUGUCCGAAUUGGAUAAAAAAUAUCGAGAUAUUUGCCUUAGAACAUAUGCUCUCUUUUUGCAAGAUUCAUCACGUAGAAUUUACGAGAAAAUCAUAUUAGCUAAAAAUCUCAUAUCAAAACCUCGAAACAAAGGAUUGAUGUCGCCGAAUUCUUACAAUUGAGCAAAAAUAUUCUUGAUAGUUUCGACGACUGACCACCAGAAUGACUCCAAUGGAAUUCGAAUUCAGGUAUCCGACGAUCGACAUCGACAAGGGACAACCGGCCGGAAAACCCCGAUGCUUCUCGAGACUCACGAUCGGCCUCAAAGGCCGCGACGGCAAAGAACUCAGCAUCAACUCGGAGCAAUCCGAAUACACGAUGGCCGACUUCAAGCGGUUCCUAAGAAGCGCAUACUCUCUCAAAAGGACAACCGCGGUAAAGCUACAAACCGGAGACAACACUCUUAUCCCCCGACUCCUAAUAAUAUCUCGCGAGAAGACUCGAAUCGUCACGAACGUGGAAGAGAUCGAGAAUCUCGCCCGAGAACUCGGGUACCGAGUUACCGUCGGGGAGCUCGACGACGACGUUUCGAAAACGGCGGAGUUCACGAACGGUUUCGACGUGAUGAUGGGAGUCCACGGCGCCGGGCUCACCAACAUGGUUUUUCUUCCCGAGGAUGCGGUGGUGAUUCAGGUGGUUCCGUUCGCCGCGGACUGGGUUUCCGGCGCGUAUUUCGGGGAGCCGGCGGAGAAGAUGGGCGUGAGGUAUUUGGAGUAUAAGAUCGAGAGGGAAGAGAGCAGUUUGAUGAGGCAGUACCCGCCGGACGACGUCGUUUUCACCGACCCGGCGUCGUUUCGGUGGGAGGAGUUCAGCCCGAUUUACUUGCAGAACCAGAACGUGACGAUCGAUGUUACGAGAUUCAAGCCGUUGUUGGUGAAGGGUUUGGAGCUUUUGCAUGAGUGAUUUUUUUUUCUCGGUGUUGAGAAUUGAUCGGGUUAAACUUGUUUCGCCUUGAAACUUGAAUUGGUUUGCUAAAUGAGUUGUUGUAGCAAAUAUAUAUUUAUCCUAAUUGAAAUAUUUAUAAGAAAGGUGUUUUGAAUCCUAGAGUACUUUAAUCUGAUUUUGGUUAUCAACUUUAAAUCUAAUCGGAGAUGGGCGAAACUGGAAUACAUCGAGACGGAAACAAAAAAUUUGAUUUACAUGCUUUUUCUCAUUUAGGAUGAAUGAGACUAAUCCAUGCAUAAAGCAAACAAUAUUGUCUUAUUCAAGUACUUGUGUUUCGCCCAAUUAAUGUAAAAGGUACCCAUAGGGUUGAGAUUUGGUGACUAAGUAUAUCUCAGCCCUUCAUUUAAAUUAUAUAAUGGAUUUUGCUCCUCUAUUCCCACCAGAAGCUUCUUACAAGGGGGGCAUAAUCGUUUUGUAUUAUUAGUUGUAAGCCUUUAUAAUCGGGUUUGUAUAGUUUGUCUUAAUAGUUUGCAUAUAAUUUAUUAUUGGUUUGUAUACUUUUAUAUUCUGGUUUGUAUACUAUCUACUAUUACUUUGUAAACUUUUAUUAUAUGGUUUGUAUAGUUUGUGCAAUUGGUUUAUAUAUUUCCACGGUUUUGUUUGUAUACCUUGUAAUAUUAGUCAUCCUAGAUGUAAACCGUUAGCAAUAACACAUCUGAAUAACACAUCUAUGUUUUGUUGACGACCUGCUUGUUUUUACUAAUGGGUCUAUCAGAGGAGUAGCAGGGGUUUGUAGGGUUUUAAAGACUUUUUACAGAGUUUUUGGCUUAAAAAUCAAUCCAGAGAAGUGUUAGUUGUUUUGUGGGGCAUUUCAGAGGGGGAGAAGCAAUUGAUUUCAAGUUAUUCUAAGUUUCCUAUGGGGCAAUUGCCAGUGCAUUACCUGGGGGUUCCCCUGAUAACAGGAAAGCUUACUAGGCAGAAUGUAAAGUGCUGAUUGAGAGAAUUACUGGGAAAGUUCGUAGCUGGAAAGCAAGGUUUCCUAGCUUUGCAGGUCGACUGCAAUUGAUCUCAUCGGUUCUAACUAGUGUGCUGCAGUUUUGGAUGGGGAUUUUCUUGCUUCCAAAGUUUGUAAUCAAGGAAGUGGAGUCAAUUUGUAGCAGAUUUCUUUGGGAUAUUGAUGAUGAUUCAAUGAGAAAGCGGGUUGUCGCCUCCUGCCAGUUUGUUGCUCGACCAAAGAAAGAAGGGGGUUUAGGGGUCAGAAAUUUCUCCAUUUGGAAUCAAGCUUGUGACUCAAGCAUUUGUGGUCAGUUCUUACUGCUGCAGGUUCCUUGUGGGUGGCCUGGGUUGCACGGUAUCGUCUUAAGCAGAACUCAUUGUGGGAUUUUGAAGGCUUCAACUGCUGGAACUUGGAUUUGGAAACGAAUCCUGAAGUGCAAGGAUUCAACGAUACCUUUUGUUUCUUGCAAUAUAUGGGGCUGAACUGUGUUGGGAUGGGGAACCUAUGAACCCUUAUUUCACAAGCACGUCUGGAAUCAUUGAGGCAACAUGAUCUUGUGGUUCCUUGGUUUAAGCUGGUUUGGGGCAAGUUUAUUUUUCCUCGGCAUGGGUUUAUUCUUUGGUUGGUAAGCAAUGAUCGACUGAAGCUUCUGGGAUGUGCACUUUAUGCCCUGGUGGUGUGGAAAAUCGAUGGCACCUGUUCUCUGCUUGUCCUUAUGUUCAGCAUUUGAAUAGUGUGAUUUUGCAGGGUGAUUCUCCCCUUGUUUGUGAUAGCUGGCAAGCUGUUUUACAGUGGUGUUUGCAGAAAUGGAGAGGGGAUAUGCCUUCUGCUAUUUUCUGUCGUGUUAGUUGGAGUGUGACUGUGAGCUUUGUGUGGCGUGAAAGGUGCUCUAGAUUGUAUGGUUCUGGCGUAGCAAGGAGUCCCUCUCAGCUGAUCCUUGUUGCAAAAUGGAGUAUAAGGAGUCAAUGUCUUCAGAAUCAAGCUUUGAUUGAUUGCUUUGAUUCUAGGGGCUUGGGGUAGUGUUUUUGGUUUACUUUGAUAGGUUCCCUAGUUUGAGGGUUUGCCGUACAGAAACGGUUUGUUUUUUGGAGGCUCCAUAGCGGUUUUUGCUAUUGGUGUCGGUUCUUAAUGCAAUUUUGAUUUAACCAUUAAAAAUACCUUGUAAUAUUAGUUUUUAUAUUUUUAUGAUAUGAUUUGUACACUUUCAUAGUCUUAUUUGUGUAGUUUAUAAGCUUUUAUUGUAUGGUUUGUAAAUUUUUUAUUUAUAGUUUGUAUAUUUUUUGUUCUAUUUUGUACACUUUGGGAUGCUACGUUAUAAUCUUUGUCCAAAUAGAAGUAUAAAUAAGAUAAAAGAAGUUGGUUAAAGAAAAAAGAGGCAAGAGAGGACACUAGAAAAUGAUUGCUAGAAGACUAAAAAAGAUAAUAAAAAUUAUUUUUUCAUACCAUAAUUAUUAUCCGUAUGACUAAUUAAAUCGUCAUUUCAUUAUUUUAACAAUUAGAUUUGUAUAUUAUAUUUAAAUCUAAGGGGUAUGAUUUAAGAGGAUUUAGUCAUUUGACUAAGAACUCUCUUAAUCAUCAGAUUUGCACUCGGUACAGUGGGUUUAAAUCGGGGUUCUGACCGAACCUCAUGAAGGCAAAUGCUAGGUCAAAGAUGAAUUCUUAGAGCUCAUAAUGGCCUUGACCCGAUUCUUAAUGAGUAUUCUUUUUUAUAAGAAAAUGUUCAUUAGGAAUGCUACUAGAGGGGUUGAGGAAAGAAAAACAAACAUCGUCCCUGUGAUUCAAAUCUGAGGAGUCCAGAUUGAAAAUCAACGACAAAACUACUCAACCACGAUACACAUUCAUACAAAUUAAAAUUUACUGGACAAUACCAAUCUUUUUUUUUUCCUUUUCUUUUCUUCUUACAAUACAAUUACAAAUUAAACUGCAUGUCAAUUGUCCAGCCGACACAGAUAGUAGUACCGACUUGACACAAAAUAAAGUAUCAACUAGUGUUGAAUACAGCCAAGAGAGGUUGUGUAUUAUAGAGAAACCCAAACUUUUAAUUUUAUAAUCCGGUAGUAGUUCAGUAAUCGUGGAGCUAUCUACAAUUUAGUAUAUAUAUAUAUAAACUACGUACAAUUUG
Molecule: messenger RNA, 4076 nt
Organism: Linum trigynum
Lineage: Eukaryota; Viridiplantae; Streptophyta; Magnoliopsida; Malpighiales; Linaceae
Source: the annotation of a GenBank genome assembly